GCUUUUAGCUGCCCGCUACACGAUGGCAGGCUUUUUGUCGAUGCUCAAGCAAUCGACGCUUGUACACCUUUGCUUUGCAAUUUCAUUUUUCACGUCCGGAUUGAUCAUCAACACCGUACAGUGCGUCCUCUAUCUUGGGCUGAAACCGUUCAACAAGCAUCUUUACCGAACGAUCGGUUACUAUCUAUGUUAUUCGUUCUACUCCCAGCUCGUUUUUCUGGCCGACUGGUGGUCGGACACGAAGCUGAACGUUUACAUUAGCGAUGAGGACAUGAAGUACUGCGGUUCCGAGCACGUUCUGCUCCUAAUGAACCACACGUACGAGAUCGACUGGCUGCUCGGGUGGAUGUUCUGCGAGAAGGUGCGCGUACUCGGCAACUGUAAGGCUUACGCUAAGAAAGUCAUCCAAUACAUCCCGACCAUCGGUUGGGCGUGGAAGUUUGCCGAGUUUGUGUUUCUCGAGCGCUCGUUCGAGAAGGAUCGUGAAACUAUUGGUCGCCAGAUUACCGAAAUACUGGACUAUCCGGAUCCGGUGUGGUUGCUGCUGAAUGCGGAAGGUACGCGUUUUACCGAGCAGAAGCAUGAGGCGUCGGUCAAGUUCGCGCAGGAGAAGGGUAUGGUACCGCUGAAGCAUCAUUUGAUACCGCGUACGAAAGGUUUUACGGCCAGUUUGCCUUUCCUGCGGGAGAAGUGCCCGGCGGUGUUGGACAUUCAGUUGGCGAUUAGCAAAGAUUCGAAGGUAAAACCAACCAUUUUCAACAUCCUGAACGGUAAGCAAAUCGAGGCGCAUAUGUGUGUAAGACGCUUCCCCAUCGCUAUGAUACCGACGAACGAGGCAGAAGCGGCCGACUGGGUGCAGGACCUGUUCCGCGACAAGGACCGGAUGCAGGAUAGCUUCCAUCGUACGGGCAAUUUCUUUACCGAUUCCGAUGUCGCCGAACGUCCCAAGUUGCAGCUACACCGUCGACCAACGACACUGAUCAAUACCGCGUUCUGGGUUGUCGCUACCCUGACGCCGAUGAUGUACUAUCUGAUGAAGUUGCUGUUCAGUGGCGAAAUUUUGUACUUUUCGAUCGGUGCAGGCAUCAUCUUUGCCUUUUACAUGCUAAUGGUGAAAGCGAUCGGUAUGUCGAAGAUCAGCAAAGCCUCAUCGUACGGCGCGGAAAAGCUAAAGAACGGCCACAGUCCCUCCCAUGAACCAUCGGCACCGGAAGCUGCUACCGAAACGGCGAAGGACAAGUAA
Messenger RNA from Anopheles maculipalpis, 1243 nucleotides. RefSeq names its product 1-acyl-sn-glycerol-3-phosphate acyltransferase gamma-like. The transcript has 4 exons. The record is from RefSeq and is a predicted model, not a curated record. Gene Ontology annotation, molecular function: 1-acylglycerol-3-phosphate O-acyltransferase activity. Bases 23 to 1243 code for a protein of 406 amino acids. Lineage: Eukaryota; Metazoa; Arthropoda; Insecta; Diptera; Culicidae. Gene Ontology annotation, cellular component: endomembrane system.